AUGGACCCUCUGGCGCAAGAGAAUCCUCCAGAAGCACCUCUAGCGCAACCUAUUGUGUUACCUACACAGAUGAUGAUGUAUAGUCAGUUACCGAUGCCACCUCCAAUGACUCUCAAGGGGAUCCUGGCAGAGAACUGGACUUUUUUCAGAGAGAGUUGGGAGAGUCAUGAGAUAGCGACUGAACCUGAUAAGAAACCCAAACUAGUCAUUUUGGAAACUCUUAAGAUAGUUCUGGGAAGAGAAACUUACCAAAUAGCUAAAAAUCUGCCUGUAGCUGAUCGCACAGAUCCUGAUAGUUUCUUGCAGGCCCUGACGCAGUAUUUUGAACCACAAAGGAAUACUAUUUUUGAGCGUUACCUGUUGAAGAAUGCCAACCAAGAAAAUGGAAACAUCGAUCAAUACCUGAACUGACUGCGAAAGCUAG
This is a messenger RNA of Pocillopora meandrina, 424 nucleotides long. NCBI's taxonomy places the organism in Eukaryota, Metazoa, Cnidaria, Anthozoa, Scleractinia, Pocilloporidae. The record is from the annotation of a GenBank genome assembly.